Tetrapisispora phaffii CBS 4417 is the source of this 933-nucleotide messenger RNA. RefSeq names its product KilA-N domain-containing protein. The record is from RefSeq and is a predicted model, not a curated record. Gene Ontology annotation, cellular component: nucleus. The coding region runs from base 1 to 933 and encodes 310 amino acids. Gene Ontology annotation, molecular function: sequence-specific DNA binding; DNA-binding transcription factor activity. Lineage: Eukaryota; Fungi; Ascomycota; Saccharomycetes; Saccharomycetales; Saccharomycetaceae. Gene Ontology annotation, biological process: positive regulation of transcription by RNA polymerase II. The transcript has a single exon.
AUGAUAAUGAGCUAUUCUGAACCGGCCCAAGCAAACAAUGCUUUUGUAAUUAAUAACUUAAAUGGCACGAAAAUUGCCACCAGUAACAAUAAUAAUAAUGAAAUGAAUAAUUUUAACAAGCCAAAUAUAAUAUUGCCAACGUCAGUCACACCAGAAAUAGGACGUAAUCAUACUAUUCCCAGAUUAACUACAAUACUAUGGAAGGAUGAAAUCACAGUAUGUUAUCAAGUAAUAGCUAACGGUGUAGUAGUGCUUCGAAGAGCAGAUAACCAUAUGGUUAAUGGUACGAAACUGCUGAAUGUUACUGGAAUGACCAGAGGUAGACGAGAUAGAAUGUUGAGAUCAGAGAAAGAGAGACACGUUGUUAAAGUUGGGUUAAUGCAUUCAAAAGGUGUAUGGAUUCCACUAGAGCGGGCAAGGUAUUUAGCGGAAAAAACUAAUAUAUCGGAUUUUCUAUAUCCAUUACUUUCAGAUGAUCUACCGGAGAUUGUUAAGAUGCAUGAGUUAACUCAAAGAAAAAUGAUAAAUACAACACCGUCCUACACGACACCAUAUGCAUCCGACAACAGUCAUAAGGACAACAUAAUCCAACGUAUACAUACUACAGAGUAUGCAAGAGGACCGCAGUAUGAGUAUACUCAUCCAUAUACAUAUCCUCAGCCGCCCCAGCUAGAUCCUGGCGCGGCACAUUUGCAACACAUUAAUCCACAAUUGCAACAGCAACUACAGCAGCAGCAGCAGCAGCAACACGUUCUCCAACAAUAUCCACCGCAACUGCACCAGUUUUAUCCACAGCUAGACUAUCAACAAAGUCCGCAACCGACUGUAAUAUUCCACCAUUUAUCCCCAAACACCAUGAAUCAUGAUCAUAUCAAUGGCACACCUGCCCAUGGCCCUGGCCAUAUGAAUUACCCGAACGACCACAAUAGAUAA